AUGGCUGGCGCCUCGGACGUGGUGCAGGCCCGCAGGCCGCUGGCUCGGCUGGGCGUCCCUGCGGUCCCUUGGCCGCUACCUGCGGCGCCAUUGAUCGCCCGCUGGCGUUUUUUUCACCCCUUCUGCGCGGACGGCGCACAAUAUCCUUCCCCGUCGCCAGCGGAGCCCGCCUGCCGAAAUUUCCGGGCCAUUUCCCGCCGAAAAGCGGCGUCGCCGCCCGAGACGCUCCCGUUUGAUUUAGGCGACAGCCCGGGGGAGCUAGCUGGCUGCCUGUCUAGCUACUCUGGUCUGCUGCCUUCGCUGCGCCGGUGUAACCGCGUGCCCGCCAGUUCAUAUGCGGGAUUAGCACGCUCUGUCGACCUCCCCGCCCCCACUCCGCCCCCACCCCGCCCCCGUGCCACGUGUUUAUACGCGCCUGUGCACGUGUCGCCGCCGCCGCGGCCUGCAGGCUACGCGCAGCACACGCAGAAGCGGCGAGGCGGCCAGAGGCGAGCUGUCCGGCCGCCCGCCCCCGCAAAACCGACAGCGGCCGCCCGCGCUCUCCCCCUGACGGCGCGCUCGUCUCCAGAAUGCGAAUCUGCGUAUUACUGCGGCCGCUGCGCCGCCUGCCGCCUGCCGCCUGCCGCCCCCGCACAGACGGCCGCCUUUGACCAAAGUUCCGCGUCCCAGGCGCGCCUCUGCGCCACCCCCGCCACCCGCGGAACAACGAGCGGCUCGUCGCUGCUGCUGGGGAAAAGGAGUACACAAUACCAGUACAGGAAGAUGCUGCUCUUCGGUCUUGUGAGAUUUUUGGAUGCCGCAGCAUUUACAAGUGCCUGA
This is a messenger RNA of Schistocerca gregaria, 819 nucleotides long. RefSeq lists its product as uncharacterized. The record is from RefSeq and is a predicted model, not a curated record. NCBI's taxonomy places the organism in Eukaryota, Metazoa, Arthropoda, Insecta, Orthoptera, Acrididae. The transcript is spliced from 4 exons. The coding region runs from base 1 to 819 and encodes 272 amino acids.